AUGACAUGCACUAGCAAUUGUCUCCUUAAACGAACCCUGCACCCGCCUUCUCGAGCUCAUCCCACUCUGACUGAGCUCCACUGCGCCGCCGCUUACUCCACCGUAGACCUCCCUGACAACGCUUUAUCAUCUGAUCACGUGUUCUCACCGGAGGUUUCCGAGAACCGUAGAUUUCAAUUAUCCGUGCUCAAGUCCACAAUCAGUUCCGUGAGCCGCCGACUUGUGAGUUUCGAAAUCUCCAUACACGAGCGCACGACCCGUUCAAUCACCCUCGUAUUCAAUUUCUUCCACGGGACAACCAGCCGUCGAUUUUCUGUCAAACAUAAUAUAUCAAUUAGGAGUUGGGACGCGAUGAACGACUCGAUGAAGCAAUUCCAACAAGGACUCAUUGAGGUCGAAAUUGAAGCUGAAAAUCUUUUGUUGGCACGGCAUGAGUUAGUUGAAAUUGACCGAGUGAGGAAUGGGAACAGGGAAGCUUUAACAGCACUAAGAAAGAGGGCCAGGACAACUAAAACCAGUGUCCCUUUGCCUUUUGAGUCGAUAAUGAGGGAUGUGGAUUCAAGGCCACUAGUCAAAGAGGUCUGUACAACUUGUGGUGAUCACAAUUCCAGGGAGAAAACAUUAUUAAUGUUCCCAGGAACUGAUCUAUUUGCAAGCAUACCGUUUCAUGCUGUUCAUACCAUAUUGGAGAAAGAUCAAGCGCGCCUGGAUUUUGAUUCCAAGAAACUCCAGAGCUACGUGAAAGAGAAAUCCUUCUUGAUUUCAGAAAAAGGAGCUCUAGCUGACAAGAUCAGUCCUGGUGUGCUGAGAUCUAUGGUGACCUUAACGGACAAACCAAAGGUUGAGGAGAGAGAUUGA
This is a messenger RNA of Striga hermonthica, 858 nucleotides long. The record is from the annotation of a GenBank genome assembly. Lineage: Eukaryota; Viridiplantae; Streptophyta; Magnoliopsida; Lamiales; Orobanchaceae.